AUGGGCCGGCACGUCGCCUGGGUGAGUAUGCUCGGCAUCCAGAAGAUGGCCAUGCUCGCGAUUGCCGCGCAUGCAUUGAUGAAUGGCAGUGGCUUGCUCAGCGGGGCUGUGGAGGAGUUUCGAGUGUCCAGAGGUAUGAUCGACUUUCGCGGGGACAUUGGUCAAAUUGGACGAACCACAUCGACAAUCAAGCAACAGUCGCAACGCUCGUCCUAUAUCGUUUCGAUGAAGUCGAUGCACCGAUUUUGCAAAGACCUGUCUGAGGCGCUCGACCACGACACUGCAGAGCGCUGCUGGGUAACGUUGUUUGACACGUUUCCCAACGUCGACAGGUCACCGAUGGCGUUUCAAGUGCACUACGAUUACGCCAGGCACAUUGAGAACGGCUCGAAUGACCGCACGUCAGCAGCAAAAACUGCCUACGAACGUGCGUUGGCAGUCAUGACCGAGCCGUCGUCGCCGCUUUCCUUAGAUGCGAUGAACAGACUGGGCCUCCUGUGGCAAAAGCUAUCGCGACCGCACGUUGCGAUUGAAGUCUUUCGGCAGAGUCUUCAGUGGCACCCCCAUGAAUGCGCUUUACGGGGAAAUUUGGCCAGCGCGUAUCUUGAGCUUGGCAAUGUCGCGGCGGCCCUCGCUGCCGCUGCCGUCGCCCUCAAACUUGAGCCACACAAUGCAGCACUACACCACAACAUGGGCAACAUCUACCAGCGUGCUGGCGAUAUGUUGUCUGCUAUGUCGCACUGGCAGAAAGCCGUCGAAAUCGACCCGCAAAAUCCAAAUCCUCUCUUCAGUCUUGGCAUUGCCGCGGGCAACCAAGGACUCUCCGAUACGUCUACAGCAUACUUUGCAAAAAGCGUCGUCGUUGCCUCCCAGCACGCACCAGCCUUGCGCGACCUCGCACGACUCCAACUUGCGACAGCACUCUUGCCUCGCGUGUACGACUCCACCAACGAUAUCCACCAAAUUCGGCAAACAUUUACCACGGCGCUGGAAGAUCUCAUGGCGGACUCUCCGUUAUCGCUUGGCGACAACCCUAUCUACACCACGGGGUGUGGCUCGAUGGGUUACUACUUGGUGUACCAAGGUGGGCCGAACAAGCACUUGCGACGAACGCUGGCUCAAAUCUACGAAAAAAGCAUGCCUGGCUUGGAGUUUGAGGCGCCGCACGUUCGCGCUGCCCGCCACCACACGUUCCAGUUUCCUUCCACCGCACGCUUUGUCGAUGCGCGACCAUCCAAUGUGUCCGCCGCCGUCAUCGUGCAUCGUCGGAUCCGUGUCGGCAUCCUGUCGGCCUUCAUGUAUCAUCAUUCCGUCGGGCUCUUGAUGCAGGGUGUUCUCACGCGGCUAUCCAAUGCAACGUACGAGCUCGUGUUGCUGCGGUGUCGGCCAUGGCACGCCGACCACGUCACGGAUCGAGUGUCCCGCCACAUGAGUCGCGUGGUGCAGCUUCCGAACGACGUCUUUCACGCCCAGCAGGUCGUCGCCGACCUGGCGCUGGACAUACUGUUGUUCACCGAGCUUGGGAUGGACGCAUCGAGCUACUUCUUGGCGUUUGCGACUUUGGCGCUGCGGUCGGUUCUGUUUUGGGGCCACGCCGUCACGUCCGGGCUGUCGACGGUCGACUACUUUGUCACAUCGACGCAUUUCCAGUCCAAUCCGGUAUCGGGCUCUUCGGACGAAUUCACCGAGACGCUGUAUCCCAUGCAGUCGCUCACGACAGUGUUUCACCGCCCCCGCUUUUCAUUUCAUCGGUCGUUGCUGUCGUUCUUGCCUGCCGACGACGACGGACGUGUGAUGUACUUGAUACCCCAAACGUUGUACAAGCUCCAUCCUGCCAUGGAUUCGCUCGUCGCGGCAAUUCUUGCGGGCCAUCGCAACAGCUACUUGGUGCUCCUUGAAGGGGCGGUCCCGCACUUGGCCACACAGAUUCGUCGUCGGCUCGGACGAGUGCUGUCGCUGCAAGAUCUCGAGUCACGGGUCGUCUUUGCGCCAUACCUGUCUACCGACGCGUUCCUGACGUUGUGCCAAGUUGCCGAUGUUGUGCUGGAUCCAUUUCCCGUGGGCGGCGGCCGCAGCAGUUUCGAAGUGUUUUCGGUGGGCACGCCGAUUGUGGCCCACACUGCACGCACGUCGAUCGCGCAACUGACUGCUGCCAUGUACACAAAGAUGAAUAUCACGGCGUGCUGCGUUGCCGCGACGGACGAAGCGUACGAGACGCUGGAUUCCUCAGUGGCCACAGCGCUGGCAUUGGGCCAAAACACGUCGUACCGUCAAGAAAUGUCGACCUUGAUUCAAUCGAGGAGCUCGGUGUUGUUCGAGUCCGACGCGAGCACUGUUGCUUCCGUCAUGGACGAUUGGAACCGUUGUUUCCAUACGAUCCUAGCCAUGCCUCCGCCACCACGGCCGACGCCCGCAUCCACCGUCGCGAUUCCGUUUGGGUUUCGCCUGCAAUUGUUUGGGCAGCUGUCCGUCGAAGUUGUCAUGCAUGCCAACGAAACACCGACCCAAGUUGGAGCCACGAUUGCAGCUUUGUAUGGUCUCGAGCCGCUCUACCAAUGCUACAUCCAAACGCUGCUGUUUCAUGGCGUCCAGCGGUGGCGACAGAACGAGGCGCAGCUGGCCAUCACGACCGACGCCUUCCCUGGCAGAACCCCGCCGUUGGACAUUUAUGUAGGAGACGAUGUCGCGUUGGCCGUGCAGUACCACCUGUGGCGGUACAACCAUCGUGUGCCCGGCCGAGACGUUGCCGUCGCCGUGGCUUCCAUCCGCCACAAGUUGGCGUUCUCGGACGCGUCUGCCCCAUGGAUCGCUGCUCGUGGCGUGCAGCAUCGACCUCCUCGGUCGGCUGUCCAAGCACACGAUGCUCCGCUGCAGUCGACUCGGCAGUGCUUGACCGUCGCACUAACAACGUGCAAACGGUUGUCUCUAUUCCUGGCCACGAUGAAGAGCUUUCUCCCGUACGCCAACUCAACGGCGGUGGCGAUUUGCAUGAUCUUGGUACUCGACGACCAUUCAUCUGCUGCCGAUCGACGGGUCAUGCAAGAAUCGUUCCCCACCGUUCAAUUUGUGUUUACGCGGCGAAAAGGGCAUGCCCACUCGUUGAAUUUGCUCUUGGACUUGGUCUCGACGCCAUUCGUUCUGUACCUUGAAGAUGACUGGCAGUGGCUCCAAGACCUCCCGCACCACCCGAUUGCACACGCGCUAGCCGUGUUGGACAGCGACCCCACGUUGGUCCAGGUCUUGCUCAACACCCAAUUCAGCGGGUGGCCACGAACGAUGCACGACAGCCAUCCGUUUGACGUGUACUUUCGCCAUGAGUUUGGCAUUGUGGAUCAUGCCUUUGGGUACUGGCCGGGGUUUUCCCUAAACCCUGGCGUGUGGAAUUUGCGUCGGCUCCGGCAAUGCCCUCGCUUGACCUUUAACGAACGGUCCGACGUGUUCGAGCGAGAGUUUUCGUUGGCAGUGUGGCAAUGCGGGCUCCACGUGGCCAUGCUUCCAUAUACGACGGCGGUCCACAUUGGCGCCGCGCCAGGAACGAAUGGGUCGGCGUAUGCUCUCAACGGCAUGCCACGACGCUUUGACUAGGCGGGAAUGGUCGCUAUGUAGAAAAGGCCAAUGAGUUUUGAAAUGCUGGAUCCUGCAAUCUCGUGCGACGGAUGGUCUCGUUCUCCGAGCGAGACGAUAUCCAUCAAAGGGCGACUGGCAGGUCCACACCGCACUGCAGUCGAGCAUGCCUGUUCCGGUGGCAAUACCUUCUGUAG
Messenger RNA from Aphanomyces invadans, 3761 nucleotides. RefSeq lists its product as hypothetical. NCBI's taxonomy places the organism in Eukaryota, Oomycota, Saprolegniomycetes, Saprolegniales, Verrucalvaceae. The record is from RefSeq and is a predicted model, not a curated record. The coding region runs from base 1 to 3585 and encodes 1194 amino acids. The transcript is spliced from 10 exons. Gene Ontology annotation, molecular function: protein binding.